CUAGUGUUAAAAUUUCCCGUUCGACAGUUUGGAUCGGAUGUUGGUUACGGAACUGUAGCUUGUGAUUCCUAUAUCAAGACGAUGUAAGGUAUCUAAAGUACAUUCAUUUCGACGCUUACGAAAAGAAACACAUCUAUUUAAUAUUUUCAUAAAGUACACAGAGGAGGUUCUCGUCCGGACGGAUUGGGAUUUAGCGAUGUUAUUUUUAAGGCUGGUUUCCGGUGUUCUUUGUCUGCUGCUAGCCCUUCCUAUGUCCAAUGCAACGCCGACCGGAUGUACAGAAACCGGAUCGUAUGGAACGUGCGAUUUCUCUAGCUGGUCCCCACCUCUUGUUUCGGGGGAUUUCAGUACCUCGCCAUGCUAUAUCACACUAAACAACGUGGAUGGUACACUUCCGGCGAACGCCUUUUCUGGGCUAUCCGAUUGCGCUGAUCCUUCCGGUCAAAGAAGUAUUGCCAUUACAUGCACCGGAAGUAAUGUUCUAGUGAUUGCAGCGAACGCAUUUGCUGGUACGAUGACAUGGAUAACCGAAUUGAGCAUCACAGACUGCGUCAUUUCCGCUGGAAUAUCAUCUUCGGAUUUAUCGGGGCUGAGUGGAGUUGUCGACUUUCUAACUUCUGGUGGAACGAUAGCCUCUUUUGCAGCCACCACUUUUAGCGGCUUGCCAAUGAAUUCCAUUGCCAUGAGUGGUACAACUUUGACGGCCGCAACUUUUCCGAGUGGAUUUCUCGAGAACGCAGGCUCCGCCAUGACCAAAAUCACACUAGACAAUUUGGGAUUAACGUCUAUUCCAAGUGGUGCAUUUGACGGGAAGUCAGCUGUCACGGCUUUGAAUGUCGCCAAUAAUGCUCUGACAACACUCGAAACCAACGCUUUCGACUCCAUGACAUCUCUCAGUACCUUGUCGAUUACCGGCAACCAAUGGGCGUGUACGUGCGACAUUUCAUACCUCGUGAAGUGGGUCAAAUAUACUGGUGUGACGUUGGACGGUGACAUCACGUGCAUGACCCCAACAGCGUACAACGGAACUCUCUUGAACAAAGUCUCGUUUGCUCUCGGAUGUGAGACAACAACCACCACUGCCUCUACGGACGAUUCCACAUGGGACAAAGCGUUGAAGUACGGAACCGCUGUCAUAGCAACCCUAGCUUUGGGCGUGGCUAUCGCGACCAUGGUCAGCCAUUGUUGUAUGAUGCAGAAAAUGGCACAAGGAGGAAAUUCCCCGAAUACGUCGAACCAGAAAACGAAGAAUAGCAAACGUAUCGUCACGCCCCUUCCUGUCAACGAACCUACACGUAAUAACUUCUUCUAAGAAACGGAUAUAUUGUACACGUCAUGGCUCUUUAUUUAUGCCAGUGAAACCUGGAUAUAUAUAUAGUUUUAAUUAAACAUAUGCUGAUUUUUUUAUAUCUAUGUUGGGGACGCUAUGGUAUGGUUGGUGAAACUUUGCAUUCUAGAAGGUACAAGAACAAUUGCACAUCGAGAAAGCCAGAAAUCCAAAAUAGAUGAGGAACACAACACCGUGAACGAAAAAUAGGGAAAAAAUGAAAAAUAGAAAAACACUAAAACAACGCAUGAAAAGUCGGUUCUACAGCAAGGAUUAGUGUCUCCUGAACUACAUGUAACAAGCCAGAUGGUGAUCCGAUCUCGCUUGAUAAUUCAUGUAAUGGAUCGGAGAGCUUAGAUAAUUUGACCUCGACGAUAUGUAUCAGCAAUCGUGAUGUCAACCGUCAAAUACCCGAAAACCUGAAGUCACCACCGACCUGAGAUACAGCGGGUUACCACCGACCUGAGAUACAGCGAA
Molecule: messenger RNA, 1804 nt
Organism: Mizuhopecten yessoensis (Yesso scallop)
Lineage: Eukaryota; Metazoa; Mollusca; Bivalvia; Pectinida; Pectinidae
Product: carboxypeptidase N subunit 2-like
Exons: 4
Coding region: 197-1312 (371 amino acids)
Cellular component (GO): extracellular matrix
Molecular function (GO): protein binding
Source: RefSeq, a predicted model, not a curated record